AUGAGGUCCUCUUCUUCUACGGACAGGUUCAGCAUCGCUGCCAGUGCUCAGAAACUUGAUGUCGAUAACCGAAUCGCGCUUCGGUUCUACUACCGCAUCGCCGAUAACAUCCUCCGACAGGCUGACAUCUUUCGUGCAGAGAAGAAUAUUAUUGACCUAUAUGUCAUGCUUUUAAGAUUUUCCAGGGGUCUUCCUUCUGUUUUGUUUGGUUUUAGUUUGGUGUCUGAGACAAUACCACGUCACCGAGAUUAUAGAUCAUCUCCACAAAGGCAGAAAGAAUCAUUGAAAAAGAAAUUGUUAAUUUCUUUGAAUGAACUGGAGAAAUUGAAACCAGUGGUCCAACAGAAGAUCAAUGAGCUUAACAACAGGCUUGCAUACCAACAAAAUGGACGUGGAAAAUUUAAUUCAAAUAAUUCACUGGGUUUUUCUCCCAUGAAUAAGCAAAUUUCGGCUAGUUAUGGCCAAAUAAAGGGCGUCAGACCUACUAUUACUGGGCAGCUUGGUUACCAAGGAUCUAGGACCCAACAGUUCUCUUAUGUCAGGCCUGUGGAAGAGCAUGUACGAAGACUAUCUCUAACUCUUCCACCUCCAAAGGAGGAAACUCUCUCUAGACAUUCUAUCCUUGGUCCCAACGGGUUAAAAGGGCAGUGGAGACCACCUACCACUGAUAAAGAGAUCAGAUAUCCAAGCAACAUAGAUCUGUCGCCUGUUGAAUUACCAAGCGUACUUUCCUUGGAACAUGAAUCUGUGGGUAAGAUAGAUAAUAGCAUCUCAGAACACUAUAAGUCAGAUUUAGAUUCAAUUUUUGCCCAAAGUGUGGAAUCUCAGCCCCAGCCUCAGCCCCAGCCUCAGCAUGAUCAGGAACCUCCUUCUCUUAUUUCAUUUGAAAUAACAGAAACCUCUCCUCAAAUAGAAGUUAUCAGGCAGCCUUCUCCUCCGCCUGUACUUGCUGAAGUACAAGAUUUGGUUCCUGCAGUGUCACCUUGUGUUCAUGAGGCAGAAUAUAAGACUGAGAUUUUGCCAACAGAUAGUUGUGUUCAUGCCGAGGCUCCUCUACAACUGCACAUUUCAACUGCUUUGAUGGAUAGUUUUAUGAAGCUUGCCAAGUCAAAUACAAAAAAAAAUUUAGAGACUUGUGGCGUCCUUGCUGGUUUGCUUAAAAACAGAAAAUUUUAUAUUACUGCCCUUAUAAUCCCAAAGCAAGAGUCAACAUCAGAUUCUUGUCAGACUACAAAUGAAGAGGAAAUAUUUGAAGUGCAGGAUAAACGAUCCCUUUUUCCCCUUGGGUGGAUUCAUACACAUCCGACACAAUCUUGUUUCAUGUCGUCCAUUGAUCUGCACACCCACUACUCCUAUCAGAUUAUGCUACCAGAAUCUGUUGCGAUAGUCAUGGCGCCAAAAGAUAGUACGAGAAACCAUGGCAUUUUUCGGUUGACCAGCCCUGGUGGAAUGUCUGUGAUCAAACAAUGUGAUCAGCGUGGCUUUCAUCCACACAGUCAGCCUCCAGAUGGUGGUCCUAUUUACAAGACAUGUACAGAUGUAUACAUGAACCCAGAUUUAAAAUUUGAUGUCAUUGAUCUUCGAUGA
Molecule: messenger RNA, 1587 nt
Organism: Sphenostylis stenocarpa
Lineage: Eukaryota; Viridiplantae; Streptophyta; Magnoliopsida; Fabales; Fabaceae
Source: the annotation of a GenBank genome assembly